AUGUCUGACGAGAAGUCUUCGGGGCGGCUAGAGCCGCGCGAAAGCGUAUGGCAGCAAUCCGACGAAGAGAGUGGCCCCGAGAACAAUCACGACUCGACCAAGGAGGACCAGUAUCUGGAUAGCUGGCAAGGAUGGAUUGUUGUUACAGCAUCGGCAUCCUCGCUCUUUGUCUUUAUGGGCGUGAUUUACUCGUGGGGCAUCUUACAGGCUGACCUGGCACACAAGUCCAACAUGUCCCUGACGACGUUGACAUUUGUCGGUUCGUUAGCUACGUCGUUCAUGACUUCUAUAUGCAUAUUUGUUGGAAAAGCUGUUCGAAUAUUUGGCUAUCAAGAAACCGCGAUUGCCGGCGCCAUCUUGCUGGGUUUGGGCGAGUUUGCCUCGAGCUGGGUGACCCAUCAUCUCGGGGCGCUUUUCGUCACUCAUGGUGUCAUAUUCGGUGUCGGUGGCGGAUUGACAAUCUUGCCCUGCUCGACUGCGCCUUUGCAGUGGUUUCGGAAGCGUCGCGGUCUCGCGACAGGCGUCGUCUUCGGUGGUGGCAGCCUCGGCGCCGCAGUCAUGGGCGUAGCGACGAAUAGCAUGAUCGGCCGCAUCGGUGCGCCUUGGACUUUUCGAGUUUUGGGAUUUAUGCUGUGGGCAGUUUGUCUCCCGGCAGCCUGUUUGAUGAAGCAGCCGGCUUCUACACAGAACGCCGUUCCCAAGUUGCAAUGGCAUCGGUUCAAAGACGUCGACUUUCUCAUCAUAUUUCUCGGCUCCGCUCUCGCCUGCUUCCCUCUCUUCAUCCCCCCCUACUUUAUUCCCAUCUUUGCUCGCUCAAUCAGCCAAUCUGGAAACACGGCAAUCAUUGGCCUGACCAUCUGGAACAUGGCAUCCACGGUGGGACGGGUCUGUGCCGGGUACACUGCCGAUUCUCUGUUGGGGCCUUUGAACAGCUUCCUUGUUUCUUUGAUUUGCUGCGCAGUGAGCUCGCUGGCUAUCUGGCCCUUUGCCUCCAACAUGAGGGUUCUUGCCGCAUUUGCCGUUAUCAACGGCAUAGGCUGUGGAUCGUUCUUCAGCUUAUUUCCUACAGUCCUAGGCUCCGUCUUUGGGCAGGCAAACACUAUGGGGGUGUUGCCCAUCAUGUGGGGAGGAUGGUUUUUUGGGUUCUUUUUUCAUCGGUAUUGGGAUUGGACCAGAGCAUCCAAGGUCAAGUGCGUUCAUACGGGAGCUUCACCGUGCCAGCGAUGCCGCAGGUCCAAUCUGGAGGGGUGUGCACUGAGCCUUCCAAAGACUCCAGGGGGGAAAUCAAGGCACAAGAGACCUCGACGUGCUCGUGCAUCGGCGACACCACCAAAUCAAAAUGAAGUGACAUGGGCCAACACUCCUUUGCAGAGCGAGACGGCUGUUUCGUGUGCUGCCAGCCAUGGCAACCAAUUUACGAGUCGUGGCCAACAAGGAGAUAAUUCGGUUGAACCAGGCUAUUCGACGAAUGCUUACAAUAAAGAUCUCGUCGAGAGCCACAUCUCCAGUCUGCCCCCCGGUAUUGUGAUGAAGUGUCUCAACGUUUUUGCCAACAAAUUUCCAGAGCUGGCCAUCCUACACCUGCCCAGCUUCAUCGCAGAACUUCGUUCACGCAGCUGCAAGGAAGCCAUCUCUCUCUUGAGCGCUGUGCUGGCAGUGACGCGCUCUCAAAUCUGUGUUUUGAACGCCUCUUGGGGAGACAAUCUCUUGCGCCGAGAGCAUUAUGCACUCUACGCCAAAGACCUCCUCAAGGAUCUCAUCUUGCAGCCUCCAAACAUCCAGGUUGUCCAAGCUUUGCUCAUCAUAACGCUGCAUGAAUGGGGCGGCAGAGACUUUCACAAAGCCUGGAUUUACUGUGGAAUCGCAAUUCGAAUAAUGCAAGCCUUGCAUAGCCUAAGAGUCGCGCCCUAUCCUCUCGAUCAGAUCUCGGAGAGGAAAACCGACGCCACCUCGAUCGCCAUAGAGACCCGCACGUACUGGGCGUGCUUCAUCAUGGACUGCAUGGUCAACUCGGGCACCUACAACCCGCCGAUGCUGCCCAUGUCGGAGAUGAUCAAGCUCAAGAUCCCGCGUCCCGUCGGCGUCGUCGAGUUUGCCUUCGGUCCAGAUCCCUUAUCGUCCUCCUCCCGGGCAUCGCCGCCGCCGCCGCGUAGCGACGAGUCCUACGCCCACCACACCACUGGCAUCCUCGACAUCACGCAAGGUUUCGAGAUCCUGGUCGCCGGGUUCGACAUCUGGACGCAGCUGAUGACCUUCAUCUUCCAGGACGGCCGCCGCGCGCCAGGCAUGUGCGCGCCGCACAACUGUCCGUGGGUUGUGGGAUCGCCGUGGCUGGCAACCCGCGACCAGCUGGACAACUGGAGGGCCAACCAGCACCGCAAGCUGUACUACCCGAACAACUCGGUCGCGGUGCACAUGACCUUGGGGUACGGUGAGACGUUUGCGUAUCUCAAUCUGUUGUACUAUGUUAGCCCUGGGGACAGCACAUUGAUGCUGCAUCGCGAGUACUUCCCAUUUCUACCGACGCUCGAGUCGACGCCUCAAGGCCCGGUCGACCAUCCUAUGCUCGAAGCUACCGCCCCAGACGGGUGGUGGGAUGAAAGUGCUCGCAUUUUAUUCGGGGCGGCAGAGAACAUCGCCAAGAUUCUCCAAGAAUCCUCGGAGUGCGGUGUGCAUCUGAUGACGCCCUUUGCCGGCUUCUGCGCAUUUUCAGCAGGCUACCUAAACCUAUACGUCCAUCAUUUCCCGCGGAUGAAUUUGGGUCGAAGCCCACAAGCAAAGGCGUGCAUGGAUAUGUGCCUCGACUAUCUCAACGAGUUUCGCAAAAUCUGGACCAUCGCAGAUGGAUGGAUGAAAACUAUCCAGCACGCCUCGCUGCUGUAUUCUCGGGCCGUCGAGAAUCGCUCGCGCUACCAGGGAAGGACCAGAACCGACUUUGACGUGCUGCACCAGUCGAUCCACGAGUUCCGCGGCGUGGACCGGUCGGACCAGCACACGCAGGAGAUUGACGGGGCCGACCUGUCCAGACAGGCAGAGGGCCAGAGGCAGCCCAUCGACGGAAUAGUGCCAGAGGUCGAUACGAGUACCCUGCUGACGCAGUUACUCGCGGAAGUGAGCAGCAACUUGGACGAGCAGGGCGCGUGGUCCCAGUGGUGGCCGCCGGUGGAUGAGGUGGCUUUGCCAACUACAAGCUAG
Molecule: messenger RNA, 3195 nt
Organism: Cordyceps fumosorosea ARSEF 2679
Lineage: Eukaryota; Fungi; Ascomycota; Sordariomycetes; Hypocreales; Cordycipitaceae
Product: Major facilitator superfamily domain, general substrate transporter
Exons: 8
Coding region: 1-3195 (1064 amino acids)
Biological process (GO): DNA-templated transcription; transmembrane transport
Cellular component (GO): nucleus
Molecular function (GO): transmembrane transporter activity; DNA binding; zinc ion binding
Source: RefSeq, a predicted model, not a curated record